GUUCCGUCUUUCAUUGGUUGAGCUGUAAAUGAGGGUUAGUGAUUGGCUGCAAGGGCAGCUGCGCAGUCUCCGCUAAGGGGUAGCCGUGAACAGGCUGACUUGGAGGCAUAAUGUUCCGUAGGAAGCUGCAGGCUUUAGAUUAUCACAAUCCCGCCGGAUUUAACUUUAAAGAUGAAACAGAGUUUCGAAAUUUUCUUGUUUGGCUAGAAGAUCAAAAAAUUAGACAUUAUAAGAUAGAAGACAGAGGAAAGUUACGAAACAUUCACAGCAGCGAAUGGCCGGCUCAGUAUGAAAAGUAUUUAAAUGAUGUGAAUUGUCCAUUCAAAGUUCAAGAGCGUCAAGAAUCAAUAGACUGGCUCCUGGGCCUUGCUGUGCGCCUUGAGUAUGGUGAUAAUGCUGCUAAAUAUCAGAACGCCAAGCCAUAUAACUCGGAUGUUUCCAAGAGUGCCGAACCACUUAUAAACUUGGAUGUUAACAAUCCUGAUUUCAAAGCUGGAGUAAUAGCUUUGGCAAAUCUUCUGCAAAUCCAGAAGCAUGAUGAUUAUCUUAUGAUGCUUAAAGGAAUUCGAAUCUUAGUACAGGAACGCUUGUCUCAAGAAGCUGUUGCUAAAUCAAACAGCUCAAAAGAGGGCCUUCCAGUUGCAUUGGAUAAGCACAUCCUUGGGUUUGACACAGGAGAUGCUGUUUUAAAUGAUGCUGCCCGAAUCCUGAGAUUACUUCAUAUUGAAGAGCUGCGAGAAUUGCAGACAAAAAUCAACGAAGCUAUAGUAGCAGUUCAGGCAAUUAUUGCUGACCCUAAAACAGAUCACCGACUGGGGAAGGUUGGAAGAUAAGGACUUUAGCCUGUUCUCAUUCUCCUUCCCUUACCAAACCUUUAGCUAGCAUGGAGCCACUAUCUUUUCAUGUAUAGUUUUAGCACAAUGAUAUAAAGCACUCAUCCUGACUGUUAAGGAUAUGCUGCCCUAAAUGUUUCCUUUCAUUUAUUUCUGAUUUGGUAAAAUAGAAAUUCCCAGCACCAACCUCUUCCAAAGUAAAUCAAAAUGGAGUAACCUAUGGCUAAGGUCA
This is a messenger RNA of Xenopus tropicalis (tropical clawed frog), 1065 nucleotides long. RefSeq names its product RNA transcription, translation and transport factor (gene rtraf). Bases 111 to 833 code for a protein of 240 amino acids. The transcript has 8 exons. Lineage: Eukaryota; Metazoa; Chordata; Amphibia; Anura; Pipidae. The record is from RefSeq and is a predicted model, not a curated record.